Penicillium psychrosexuale is the source of this 1500-nucleotide messenger RNA. Its product is annotated as HesA/MoeB/ThiF family protein. Lineage: Eukaryota; Fungi; Ascomycota; Eurotiomycetes; Eurotiales; Aspergillaceae. Gene Ontology annotation, cellular component: cytosol; cytoplasm. The transcript has 3 exons. Bases 1 to 1500 code for a protein of 499 amino acids. Gene Ontology annotation, molecular function: URM1 activating enzyme activity; thiosulfate-cyanide sulfurtransferase activity; adenylyltransferase activity. The record is from RefSeq and is a predicted model, not a curated record. Gene Ontology annotation, biological process: protein urmylation; tRNA wobble position uridine thiolation.
AUGGGAUCUCCCGACCAAAUAUGCGCUUCUUUGCGCGCCCAGAUUAUUGUGGCAGAAGCACAACUUGCUGGGCUCAAACGCGACCUUGCAAACGCCGAACAAGCGGCGCGAUCGGAGACCGCAACGAUUGCAGAAACCCAGCAUGAGGAGGACCAGAAUGGCGAAGAAAGACGAUGGCCAUUGCUUCAGGAAGAAUAUAAGCGAUAUGGGCGACAAAUGAUUGUUUCGCAAGUUGGUUUGAAAGGUCAACUUAAACUCCGAUCGGCCAAAGUUCUGCUCGUUGGAGCUGGGGGUCUGGGAUGUCCAGCUGCGCAGUAUCUCGCUGGUGCUGGUGUUGGCACCAUUGGACUCAUCGAUGGGGAUACAGUCGAGGUGUCGAACCUCCAUCGCCAAGUGCUACACCGAACGAAGAAUGUGGGAAAGUACAAGGUUGAUAGUGCGAUUGAGUCUUUACGAGAACUGAAUCCUCAUCCCACGUAUAUUGCCCAUCGCACACAUCUCGCACCUGAGGAAGCACCUACGAUAUUCAAGGACUAUGACCUUAUUCUCGAUUGCACAGAUAACCCGGCGACGCGUUAUCUGAUCUCGGACACUGCAGUGCUUCUUGGAAAACCAUUGGUCUCUGCGUCCGCUCUGCGCACCGAGGGCCAGCUGAUGGUGUUGAAUAACCCGCCCCGACCACCGGGCGACAAGACUGGAGGGCCAUGCUAUCGAUGUGUGUUCCCGAAACCGCCACCGGCUGAUAGCGUGGUCAGUUGUGCAGAUGGAGGUAUUCUGGGGCCGGUUGUUGGGACGAUGGGCGUUCUACAGGCCCUAGAGGCGAUCAAAGUUAUUACUGCACCUGAGGUUGAUGGAGGUUCAAAUUCGACGACAUCUUCUCCACGGGAUCCCCCGUAUCUCCAUAUCUUCUCUGCCUACUCAUCGCCCCUAUUCCGCACAAUCCGUCUUCGUUCUCGCCGGGUCAACUGUGCUGUGUGCUCUGCCGAGCCAACGGUGACACUAGAUACAAUCAGGUCAGGUUCAAUGGACUAUGUAUUCUUUUGUGGAUCCGCAAAUUUACCCUCGCUACUUGGUCCCGAGGAACGUAUCUCUGCCCGAGAAUACAAUCAAAGACACCCGAACGUCACCUCCUAUUCGUCACAGCUCUACACCAUAAUUGACGUCCGAGACGAAACUCAGUUCGGAAUCUGCAGUUUGCAGAAUAGCAUCAACAUUCCUAUCUCGAACAUCCUUUCCUCAAGUUAUCCCACUGCGUUACAAAAGGCUGAUGAUGAGCAACAAGCUGCGCAAGUACCUUCUUGGCUACCGUCCGAGGUUGCAUCAUUUGAGUCUACAAACCCAAUCUAUGUCGUAUGCCGUCUAGGAAACGACUCGCAGAUUGUCGUCAAGAAAAUGAAAGAGUUAGGACUAGAUCAGCAUGGGAAGAGAUUCAUUGGUGACAUUCGCGGAGGACUCCGAUCAUGGAAAGAACAAGUGGAUUCCUCGUGGCCCGAAUACUAA